CUUACUCUCAUCUUCCCUAAUUCAUCCAUGUCUAUCUCUCUCUCACUAGGAAAUUUCCCUCUCUCCCUUUCCCGCGAGUCGUUUAGAGAGAGAGAGAGAGAGAUAGAGAGGGGAAGACAAUCGAAGAAAAUACAACAAAAGGAAUCGGCGUAAGAUUUUGGGGCAUUAUCAGUUCUAUUCUGUGGCUCGAUCUGGAGCCAGCCGAAGCCGAGAGGAAGGGCUGAGCAAGAACACGUACUAUGGAUCAGAUAUUCAAUAAGGUUGGCUCAUACUGGUUCAACCAGAAGGCCAACAAGGAGCUCAAUUCCGUCGGCGACGAUAUCAACUCGUUGUCAGACAGUAUCGGAGGAGGGGCCAAAUGGGUUGUCAACAAAAUCAAAGGGAAAAUGCAGAAGCCAUUGCCGGAGCUGCUAAAGGAGUAUGACUUGCCAGUGGGGAUCUUUCCACGUGACGCUACCAACUAUGAGUUCGAUGAACAGACGCACAAGCUGACUGUGUUUAUUCCUCAGAUCUGUGAUGUCGGUUACAAGGACUCGUCUGUCUUGCGCUUCAAUGUCACGGUAACCGGGUAUCUCGAGAAAGGGAAGCUGUCAGAUGUUGAAGGAAUGAAGACGAAGGUGAUGAUUUGGGUUAAAGUGACUUGUAUUACAUCUGAGGGUUCAAAGGUCCACUUCACAGCUGGGAUGAAGAAAUCCAGGAGCCGGGAUGCAUAUGAGGUCCUUAGAGAUGGGAUCCGUGUGGAGAAGUUCUAAACCCCUUGAUGUGGGGGUCUUAUCUGUUGUCUAAAGUGCAUCUUUCUUAACCAUCCUUUUCAACAGACGCUUAUUUUCUUAUGUUCCUUGUGUGCUGGAAGCUACGAUAACAGGUUCUCCUGUUAUUUUAAUUCGUACAGUGAAAUUCUCUAUCUCAAUUCCUCUUGAUGUAGUCAAUGAGGUACUCAGCUUCGUUUGUAAGUUGUAAGAACGUUGUUCCGAAGCUCAACCUGAUCUGCAAUCUACUCGAACUAGUA
Linum tenue is the source of this 1009-nucleotide messenger RNA. The record is from the annotation of a GenBank genome assembly. Lineage: Eukaryota; Viridiplantae; Streptophyta; Magnoliopsida; Malpighiales; Linaceae.